AUGAUUGGAAACGUAGCAACGUACAUGAAUAACAACCAAAAGAACUACAAAGGAAAGUAGGUCUAUUCAACAGUCACAAACAGCAAUGACUCCUCUUCAUCUGGAAAGUCCCACUCCUCUAUUGAUGAUGACUCUGAUGAAUCAAAUCAAAGAAAUAAAAUUGCUCAAGUAGUAGCCCCUCCUAAAGGAUCCACAUCUCCAGUUAAGAAAAUCUCAAUAAGAAGAAGUCACUUGGUGCAUAAUCCGAAAAUCACAGGGUCCCUAUCUGGAUUUGAAGAUUUAGAAAAAGUUAAAGAAAGCCUAAAAAAUCAAAGUUUCGGAAAACUUAGUCCGCAGUAAGAUAUAAAAAAUUAGAACACUCGACAGUCUAAUCAAAAUUCUGAUGGCCAAUUUAGAAGUCCUAAUGUUCUCUAUCUUAAGUAAAGCAUGAUAAAGUAAGCUUCGUCUACCAGUUAGAUUCAAAAUUUAAAUAUGGAGUAAGAAAUGGAUAAGAUUGUCGAUGAGUAUGAUAACUUAGUAGGUAAGAGGAUGAGUUCAAACUUAAAAGAAUCCUUAGCUUCAAUUAAAGAGAGAAAGCUUUCGAGUUUUUAGAAAAAAUCUACAAUGAACAACAACUUCUUAGACACAGAUGAAGACGCGAACCCUCCUGCCAGAUCAAGAAAGACAACUGAUAAUGACCUGAACAUCGGAAAAAGUCCAGAUCAGUAGAAGUAUCCUCAAGAAUUUGAAGAUGCUAAUGUUUCUUAAAAUCUACUUAAAUCUCAAAAAACUUCAGUCAAGAGGUAGGCUUCAAAAGUCUCUGCUAUGAGUAAAGGAAAUAAAAAGCCUAAAAUAGAGUUUACGUAGGAAUACAUAAAUUAUUUGAACGAUAUCUAUGAAUAGGGUAAGUCAAAAAACUAGCCAGGUGCCACUCAAGAAGAAAUGAUUUAAGAAAUGAAUUGCAUGCAAAAGACUAUUCACAUUCUUAGAUGCUGCAAGCCUAAAAACGAGGAAGAUGAAGAUUGGAGUGUAAUUAUUACUCCUGUCUUCUCCUCUGGAGAGUCUGAUGAUGAUUGUAAGGUUAAGUUUUUGGAACUUAAGCCAGAGUAAUAAGUAAAUAGAGCUGCAGAACUAUGGCGGCGAACAUUCAUAAAAGCAAAAGGAGGAGCAAAGAUUGUUUAGAAAUUUGCAUAAUUAAGUGAAGAUAUUACAAUGUUUGGUGCAAGCAGAAAAAUCGAUCUGGACAUUGAGGAAGACAUUACACCUCUUCCUUUUAUCUUACUACCUGAAAACUACAUAAAAAUGUCAUGGAAUUUUGUAAUAAUGUUUUUGCUGCUUUACACAGCAACUUUUGUGCCGUAUAGAACAGCAUUUAUUGAUGAUGUGUCAGAAGGACUUGCAAACUUUGAAUGGCUGGUUGAUGCCCUGUUCAUCUUUGAUUUACUUAUCAAUUUCAUUAGUGCAUAUGAAGAUAGAGAUAAGAAUAUUGAAGUAAGGCUGAAGUGGAUAGCUCUAAACUACUUUAAAACUUGGUUUUUCUUAGAUGUAGCGGCAUGUAUUCCAUUUUAACUAUUAGAGUCUGACAACUCUAGUGAUAGUUCUACAACUACUUCGACAACCUAGAAUACAGGCUAGAUUCCAGGAAAGCAAAGUAAAAAUAGCAAAAUUAAUAAGCUCAUCAGACUCGCAAGACUCCCCAGAUUGUAUAGGCUCCUCAGAAUUUUAAGACUAUUCAAAAUACUGGGUCUCAUCAACUAGAAUGCAAGUUUCAAGAAGUUAUAAGAGGCAAUGAAAGUUAAUGCAGGUAUCUAAAGAAUGGUCAUGGUUGGAUUUGGUGUUCUCUUUAUGGUUCAUCUAAUGGCGUGUCUUUGGUUCCUUGUUGCAAAGCUAAAUGAUUUUGAUGAGUAGUGUUGGGUGGUAAAAUCAUAAAUAAUGGAUAGACCUGCACCUUAUUAAUAUCUAACUUCAGUAUAUUGGGCUCUGCAGACCCUUACUACGGUAGGAUACGGAGAUAUUCAUGCAUAUAGUGUGCAUGAGAAGAUAGCAGCUUUAGCUUGGAUGAUUAUCGGAGUCGGCUUCUAUUCAUUUACCAUAGGAAACUUGUCUUCGAUAAUUAAUACAAUAGACGUUAAAGCAGCACAUUUACAGUAAAAAUUGAAUAUCCUAACAGAGUUUGCUAAAAGAACAAAGCUCCCAGAUGAUGUUUAAAACAGGAUUAAAAGAUUUUUGGAAAACAAUCACAAUGAGCAUCUUUCACUAUUUGAUUAAAAGCAACUACUGAGUGAAAUUCCAGCAUCCUUAAGAGCUGAGGUCGUGAGUCAUACUCAUGGAGAGAUUAUUAAAAAUAUCAAGUUCUUUAAUGAUAAGGAUCCUCAUUUCUUGUUCUCAAUAUUGCCUUUGCUGAAACCAAUGAAAGUUUAUAGAAAGGAUAUUCUGUAUAAUCAAGGUGACUAUGCUGAAGAGGUAUUCUUUAUACUUAAAGGUAGAGUAAAGAUGUAUAUCGAUGUCAAUGAAGGAGCUUCUGAUGGAGUAGUUUUAAAUGUACCUUUCAAUCUUUAUGUGGAAGGAUCAUAUUUUGGAGAUUCUGAGAUAUUCCCAAAAGCAGUUGAAAAUGACUAACAACUACAAAUAGUUGAAAGACAUUGCAGAGACAGCACAGCAAUAGCUGAGACUGAGUGUUAACUGUUAGUUAUUACGAGAAAGGAGCUUCUUGAUGUUUUAAGAAGAUUCAAAAAACUUACUACUGAGAUGAGGGAAGUAGCCUUAGAGAGAUAAAAACAUCAUAGAAGAGCAAUAAAUCAAGUAAAAGAAAAGUAAAAGCUUAAGAUAACUUCUCUUGCUGACUAAUACUACCUAAGUUCACAGGGUCAGCAGAUUAAAAAAGAUUAGGACCUAGAAAAUAAAAAGAUAAUAUUCAACAAAUAUGUAAAAGGCAAAGGUGGUAAGAAAAAGGAAAAUGCAAAGAUCUAAUUGGAAUAGCUCUUCUAACAAGAGGAUAGAUCUAAAGGUGCUCACAAUAAAAACGGAAAUCAACCAGGUCCUAUUGUAACAAAUCUCUCUGAACAAAAGAUUUCAACAAAUGGGUCAUCAUUUCCUUAAAAGAGACCCCCUCCGUUAAAUCUCAAAAUAUAGAUACCAACUGAUGAUAAUGAAUACGAUUAACAACCAUAGUCAUCUUAAUUAAAAAGCAAAGCUGCAAAACGAGACCAGAAAAUACCUGUUAUAUCUGAACCAGAGCCAUUAGAGAAGCCAGUGGCUCAAAUAAAUGUCGGAAAUUUCAGUAAUAGAUAGUACAAGAAAAAAUUAUCCAGUACACUAAUGAUAGGCCAAGCUGAUAAUGAGAAAUCAAACAAAAGUCCAUCAAGUCCAGCAUUAUCUUCUAGAGGUAGUCCUAGCAAUAAGAACUCUACAACUAAUAAGAUUAAUAACGGGUAAAGCAACAAUAAUUUCUCUAGUGCAUUGAGUAGUCAAUAGAGAAAUUAACUAAAACUACAGGGAUAAAAAAGAGACUCUGUUGCUACUAAGGCACCAGAUAGUAGCCAGAACACUCAUAGAUAGAAUGAUAAAGAAUCUCAAACAUCCUCAUCGAUGGAUGGUGCUACUAGUUCACAAACAUCAGAUACCAUGACAGACGAAGAAGAAAUAGAAAAGGCUAAAAUGAGACAAAUAGCUGGAAACAGUGUGAUAUCUGAUAAUAUGAGUGACGAUUCAGGUUGGGCUUAAAAUGAAAUGAUUUUCUAAAGUUUCCAAGAAAAUAUGGCUUUGAUUGCUGGGAAUUCAUUCGAGAUUUUGCAGCUCUACGAAAUGAUAAGCAAAGAUUAUGCCAAAAUUAAUUAGAGCAUUAAUGAUAUGGAGGAUCAUAAUGAAUUAGUUGAAAAUAGGUCAAAAGCAUUGGAAGACAAACUAGAAAGAAUCAUCAAAUUAUUGUGA
Molecule: messenger RNA, 3909 nt
Organism: Stylonychia lemnae
Lineage: Eukaryota; Ciliophora; Spirotrichea; Sporadotrichida; Oxytrichidae
Source: the annotation of a GenBank genome assembly